This is a messenger RNA of Amyelois transitella, 3575 nucleotides long. It is a transcript of the gene Hs3st-A, whose product is annotated as heparan sulfate glucosamine 3-O-sulfotransferase 1. Bases 116 to 1339 code for a protein of 407 amino acids. Gene Ontology annotation, molecular function: [heparan sulfate]-glucosamine 3-sulfotransferase activity. The record is from RefSeq and is a predicted model, not a curated record. Lineage: Eukaryota; Metazoa; Arthropoda; Insecta; Lepidoptera; Pyralidae. The transcript is spliced from 7 exons.
AAAAUGAAACAUACACUACCAAUGUCGUACAUAGCAGCAAUGAGCGAGAUGUCGAAUCGCUAGGCGCGCGCGCCGCUUUGUGCGAUGAACUAAUGCUAGUUUCGAUGGGAGCCGCAUGGCGUCGCGUGAGCAGAUGAGUCAGACGCUGCCAAUCAAACACCAGCGUCCUGACGCGACCUAUAGAAGCUGCUCGCAGUCUCUGCCGCUAGAUAUUCUAUGGUUGCCACGCUCGUCGUUCCGGCCGGCGGAGGGCGAGCUGGCGGACUGCGUGCUGGUAGUGGGAGUGUCGCGGCCGAAGCUCGCCGCGGCCCUCCUCUCCGUCACCUUGCUAUCUCUCUUCCUCACGUUCCAUGUGCUCUAUGACAGCGCACUCUAUAGUAUACAGGCGGCAAGUCUGGCGUCGGCUGCCAAUGAGAACCGCAAGAUCUUGCAGAGUCAGGAAAGCAACAGCCGGACCAUCAACCAUCCGAUGGCGCUGAGGAAACGACUACGGCCUCCAAGACCGCCUAGACCAGCCCGGAGACUGCCACAGGCUUUGAUCGUUGGCGUCAGGAAAUGUGGCACGCGCGCUCUUCUUGAAAUGCUCUACCUUCAUCCAAUGGUGCAGAAGGCUUCGGGAGAAGUUCACUUUUUCGAUCGUGAUGAGAACUACGCACUCGGGCUUGAGUGGUAUAGAAGCAAAAUGCCGUUAUCUUUCAAAGGACAAAUCACCAUCGAGAAGAGCCCCAGCUAUUUUGUCACUCCAGAGGUACCAGAACGAGUGCGGGCAAUGAACUCUUCAGUUCGUCUGCUGCUCAUCGUGAGGGAGCCGGUCACUCGCGCCAUAUCGGACUACACGCAGCUUCGAAGCCGAGCCACUCCAUCUGCGCCUGCGCAACCACAGAUACCGGGGCCUGGGAACACCGUGCCAGAUGCUGCUAAGCCGUUUGAACAUCUGGCUAUAUCUCCUGAUGGCUCGAUUAACGUUGCCUACAGGCCAAUAGCAAUAUCUCUGUACCACGCAUAUCUUCACCGAUGGCUUGAAGUAUUCCCGAGGGAACAGAUCUUGGUAGUGAACGGUGACUUGUUGAUCGAAGAUCCCGUACCCCAACUCAGGCGCAUUGAGAAGUUUCUUGGACUUGAACAUAAAAUAGGGAGGAAGAAUUUCUACUUUAACGAAACUAAAGGUUUCUACUGCUUGCGGAAUGAUACUACGGACAAAUGUUUACGGGAGACCAAGGGUCGCAAGCAUCCCAGAGUGGACCCAGCCGUGGUCACCAAACUACGAAAGUUUUUCGUUCAGCACAAUCAGAGGUUCUAUGACCUCGUCGGCGAAGACCUUGGAUGGCCUGAGGAUUGAAACAUAAAUUAAAAAUGAUUAGAGAUAUAUCACAUUAAACGUACUUCCGCGAAUUGUUUUUGAGUGGUAAAACAAAAAGCUAGAAGUCCUAUAAUUAUUAUUACACCUUCAAAAACAUAUUUUUUUCACGUCAAAAGUUAUAAAUGUGAUAUAGCUAGUUAUAGAAAAGAGAUUUUUAAAUGAGUGUUGAUAGUCUAAAUUGAAAUGAAUUAUUACUAAAAUACAUUAUGAGUAUACAAUUUUGAAUUGGAGUGAAAGAUCUGUUACAGGAUUAAAAUUUAAAAAACUGUUGAUUAGUUGAUUAUUACAAUGGCUGUGUGUGCAUCAGGUCUCACGUAUAAAGUUUUUAAAUCUUACGUUUCAAAAAGUGAAGUAUGUAAAGUGUGAUAUAUUUCUGUAAUCGCAUUACUUUAGGUGAACCACGUAGGCGUUUACAUCAGCCGUGGAUUAACUAAAUCGUUGUGAUCGAAUACAUAUCAAUGUAAUUUUAACAUAUCAUUAUAACGUAUCAGUAGCCUGUAAGUUUUUUAAAUCGUUUAUGUAUACAUGUAGAUUAAAUAGAAUAGGGCACUUAAAUGAUUUAUUUAUUAGUAUUAUUAAUUAUAUUUACAUGGAAAAAAUAUUAUUCUGUUCUGACCAGAAAAUUGAUUUACUCUUUUUGGCAUAGAAAAGAAAGGGAACAACCAAUAAAUUGGAAGAAAUUUACAUUGAACAUACUUAUUUUACAUUUAAUAAUAUUGUAGUUUAAAUCCUUUGGUAACUACGUUAUUAAGUAAUAGUAUAAUUGUAACGCACUGAUUUGAUAGACCGACCCACUGGAACCCUGAGCAAUAUAUUUUUAUAUAUUUAUAAUUAAGUAUUAUGUGCAACUUUUAUAUUUAUACCAGUUCAUUAUACAGAUUCAAUAUUUAACUAUAUGUGAACAUUUCUGUAGUUUUUAUUAUUUAAUUAGAUGUAGGUAUCUUAAAUUUAUCAGAAUUAUAAUAAUUUGUAAAACAUUGAAUGAAUGUUGUAAAUUUUUGCUUCCUCCUUUUAGAUGUUGUGAUUCGGCCGUGACAGUGUUAAAUAAAUGUGUUUUGUUGUAAGUAAAUGUGAUUUUUCGACUCUAAGAAAUAUUUGGCAUUUCUAUCAAAAACUUUAAUUGAAACUUUAAAACUUUGUAGUUGAAUACUUGCGUCUUACUUUUUAAAGAUUAUUGAUAUCUCGGCAAGAUAUGUGUGUACCUUUGAACUUUUCAAAUCUUUUCCUGAGUAAAUGUUAAUUCGGUAAGUGCAGACAAAAGAGAGCGUGCAAUAAUUCGUAAUAAAGAAAACAAUGGGACAUGCAAUUACGUUUCAUAAGUCAAGUACUCAAAAUGACGCUCUAAAUCUUUUUGUAUGGAAAGUUGUAUGUUUGUCUGUACAUACUGUUUUCAUAGUUUAAUUUAACGGAGAGAUAUGAAUUCGACGCGGGUUUUAUAGUAUUCUAUUUAAGUGUAACGUCCAAGACUGAAGAGUUAGUUAAAUAAGUCUAAGUAAUACCUAUCUAGCAUAAAAUGUCCAUAGGUAUACAAGAGGUGGCAUCAUUGCCGGAACGGUCAGACAGAGCCCUACAAAUGGUUUUAGUUCCGUAAGAAGCAUGUAAGAAGGCAUGUAGUCCUCAAAUUCGGAAGGAUCCCUUUACGUAGUAUUUGCUUCCAGUUCAAAAUUUCAGAGUCAACGAAUAUUUAUAUGUUUUAUAGUUCCGAGAUAUUUUAGGUAAUUUAAAAAGAAACUAAUAAUGUGAUUACAUGGAGUAUGAAAAUCGGUAAGUAGUCAACUUUUAAAAGCACACGCUGCUAAAUUCUAAUGCAAGUUGUUAAAAUGUUUAAUAGGUAAUCACUUUAUUUUUUGUUAAAGAUAAGGGUUUUAAAUACUAUACAAAAUAUAUGCUUUUCUUUUAAUAUCAAUUACGUAUUUGUGUGUUUGCAUUUAAACAUGGAAAAGUACAAAAAGUUAAGUAACAGUUACUUACUCGUUACUUUUUAAUUUUAGCGUGCUCAUUAUUCGAAGUAUUUAUUUUGACGACUUGCAUUCAGAAACAAGAAUAUCAAGCAUAUCAAGUUUUAAUAAUCAUAGUUAAGUUUUUAAUGUUUAAGAUUCUAAUUUAAUAAGUUAGGUACAUCAAAUUUUAUUUGUUUAGAAUAAUUCUGUAGUUAAUAGAUAAUUUAAUCACUGUUAAAUGUUGUGCACGUUCAUAAGGUAGUUAAAAUUUUUAU